Cornus florida is the source of this 321-nucleotide messenger RNA. RefSeq lists its product as uncharacterized. Bases 1 to 321 code for a protein of 106 amino acids. NCBI's taxonomy places the organism in Eukaryota, Viridiplantae, Streptophyta, Magnoliopsida, Cornales, Cornaceae. The record is from RefSeq and is a predicted model, not a curated record. The transcript has 2 exons.
AUGACAACUACUGUUCAUAUACUCACAUAUGGUUGUGCAGUCAGUCACUAUGAAGAGUAUAUUAAAAUCGGCGAGAGUACUGCCAUUAAAUGCUUGAAGGCAUUUUGUAAUGCUAUUGUUGCUGUGCAUGCAGAGGAGUAUAUGCGCCCACCCAACGAAGUCGACAUAGCAUGGCUGUUUGAAGAAGGGGAGCAUAAAAGAUUUCAGAUCAAGUGGGCAAUAACGCAAGGACCAGUGCGUUACUGGGAGAAAGAUGGCUUGCGCCUCAUAAUGAAAACAUGCAUCAUCCUUCACAAUAUGAUCAUUGAAGAUGAGCAUUAA